This is a messenger RNA of Acipenser ruthenus (sterlet), 2753 nucleotides long. RefSeq names its product 5-hydroxytryptamine receptor 7-like. Gene Ontology annotation, molecular function: G protein-coupled serotonin receptor activity. Gene Ontology annotation, biological process: vasoconstriction; chemical synaptic transmission; smooth muscle contraction. Gene Ontology annotation, cellular component: plasma membrane. Lineage: Eukaryota; Metazoa; Chordata; Actinopteri; Acipenseriformes; Acipenseridae. The transcript has 2 exons. The record is from RefSeq and is a predicted model, not a curated record. The coding region runs from base 950 to 2248 and encodes 432 amino acids.
UCCACAGGCAUUUUUUGCGGGUAUUUUUUUUUUACCUGUGCUGGCCAUACAACUAAAUUCAGCAGCACACAGGGUCUGGAGCGCGUUAAAGGUUAAUGCUGACUGGAGUGAUUUAACAGCUGGACUGAAGAGCGAGUUUGAACUCUUCCAGGAGGGAUGAUUUUGAGUAUGCGUUGAUUACACACAGUAGGCUAUUGCUGCAGGCGCGUGUGCGUAUUUGUCUUCAUUCUGUGCCUGUCGCGCAGUACAGUACCUCCAAUGAUUUUUUUGAUUUUUUUUACAUUGCAGUAUAUCAAAGUGAGGGGAGAUUAGGAUACAACAGUGAAAGAAUGUGGGUUUCCUGAAAUGAAUGUGCCUCUCAAAGAGCUGUUUCAUUUUAUUUUACGGUGACUCGAUGAUGGAUUAAAGGAAUGUGUUUUAGUAUUUUGACUGUUAAGUUAAAAAAUAUUUCUGGAUGGAUUUGAACGAUAUUGGAAAAAAAUGAAUGGGGCUGCAAGCCAUCUGUCAACGUCCACGGAUAAUAGAGUUGUCAGGUUGCCGCUGCUGUGAAUUUCCCAGUGGAGUAUGCGCUAGCUUGCCCCGCAGUUCUAGCGUGUUGCUCGUCUUCUCAAGGGUAGUAGAAGUGCUCUGAGGAGGUUGGCUUGUGUUGGUCAAACUUUGGAAAACAGACACCUUAUUUCAGGGGAGGGUGGAGAAAAUAUGUUUAAUCUUUAGUUAACAUAAUGUGUGAUUAUACUUAUUAACGUAUACAUUCUUGAUUUUAAAUAUUUUUGUAUUGUUAUUAUUAAUCUAUUAAUUUAUGUUAUAUAAUUUUUCUUUUUAAUGUGCAAGCUGUUAGGAAUGUCACAUUCAGUUCUUAUCUGCAGACAUGACUAGAGUGAGUUUAUCCUGCUGUGCAAAUUAAGGGCAUCUAGAACUUAUUAUAAGUACUUUUUAAAACCCGGCAAGGAUGGUUGUACACGACAACCCGAGUCGAAUAUUUAACAGUUACCUUUCCUUGGGGGAAACAGAGGACCUUGGGCACUGGCUGGGAUUACCCCCAUCUUUGGUUGUGACUGAGGGGCCCUUCCCCGCUUCCCCCGAGCUCCCGACCCCGGAGCUGCAGUUUGCAAACGGGACCAACUCCACUGACUGCGGAGAGGAAAUCUUGUUGUACGGGGACGUUGAGAAAGUCAUUAUCGGGAUUGUCCUUUCCAUCAUCACCCUCACCACCAUCGGUGGGAACUCGCUCGUCAUCAUUUCGGUCUGCAUAGUUAAGAAGCUUAGGCAGCCUUCUAACUAUCUGGUUGUGUCGCUGGCCGCAGCGGAUCUAUCGGUCUCCCUGGCUGUCAUGCCCUUUGUUAUCAUCACAGACCUGGUGGGCGGGGAGUGGCUCUUCGGAAAGUUAUUCUGCAAUGUCUUCAUUGCCAUGGACGUCAUGUGCUGCACCGCUUCCAUCAUGACACUGUGCGUGAUCAGCGUGGACAGGUAUCUGGGGAUAACCAGGCCCUUGACAUACCCGGUACGGCAGAACGGGAAGCUGAUGGCAAAGAUGGUGUUCAUCGUGUGGCUGCUGUCUGCCUCCAUCACCCUGCCGCCCCUAUUUGGCUGGGCCACCAAUGUAACAGUGGAGCGUGUCUGCCUCAUCAGCCAGGACUUCGGCUACACUGUCUACUCCACAGCUGUUGCUUUCUACAUCCCCAUGACGGUCAUGCUCAUCAUGUACUACCGCAUCUACAAGGCAGCCAAGAUCAGCGUUAAGAAGCACAAGUUCACUUGCAUCCCACGGCAGUACAACCGCAAUGGUAUCUACAGCACAGACCAGGAGGUGCGGGCGGGUCAGCACCACCGUGUCUUGCGCCGGGAAAGGGUGCUGGAAGAGUGCGCCACCCUCUCCAAGCUGCUUCGGCCCAACCGCAGGAACAUCUCCAUCUUCAAGAGGGAGCAGAAAGCCGCCAGGACCCUGGGCAUCAUUGUGGGCGCCUUCACCUUCUGCUGGCUGCCCUUCUUCCUCCUCUCCACUGCCCGGCCCUUCAUCUGCGGCAUCGAGUGCAGCUGCAUGCCCCUGAGGCUAGAGCGGACCUUGCUGUGGCUGGGCUAUGCCAACUCCCUCAUCAACCCCCUUAUCUAUGCCUUCUUCAACCGGGAUCUGAGGACUACCUUCUGGUACCUGCUCAGCUGCAAAUACAGAAACAUAAACCGGAGGCUGUCUGCAGCCGGCAUGCACGAAGCGCUGAAAGCAAAAGAGAGACCUCAGUGCAUAUUGUAAAACAAUGAAAUAACUAACUUAACUAAAUAGUUAAAUAAAUAAAUGCUUGGAUUGGUGGGCUUCCAUGGCUCAGAGUUCUUGUUUUUGCAGUGCCACCUCAGGUGAAGAUGUGUUUGUAGCUCAAAGUUAUUCUGCAAUGUACACAUUAUGAAUAUUAUUUGAAUUUACUAUGAAUGUUACGUAGAUAUAUAUUUAGCACAUACAGUACAUAUGUCAAGGUAGAUUUGUACUAGUGUACCAUUCAUUCAAGUCAGUAUUUAAGUCAGCAUUUCUCUAUGUAGAAACGCAUGCAAAGUUAGUUUGAAAGUUCAGUCUUCAGAGAUAUUGAAACAGUAAAAAGCUUUUGACAGCUUUUGGGAACAUUAGUUGAUUUGCAUGGAAAUAAAUGUCUUGUGAGAUUUUUGUUUGCUAGUCACUACUAGUAAGGAUCAUGCUGUUGAAUGAAUUUCUGCCUUUCCUGGAGUCCUAAGUUAUUAAAAUGACAAAUGGAAAGUUUAAAAUACAA